This is a messenger RNA of Salarias fasciatus (jewelled blenny), 1877 nucleotides long. RefSeq names its product carbohydrate sulfotransferase 15-like. Lineage: Eukaryota; Metazoa; Chordata; Actinopteri; Blenniiformes; Blenniidae. The record is from RefSeq and is a predicted model, not a curated record. The coding region runs from base 196 to 1830 and encodes 544 amino acids. Gene Ontology annotation, biological process: hexose biosynthetic process. Gene Ontology annotation, molecular function: N-acetylgalactosamine 4-sulfate 6-O-sulfotransferase activity. The transcript is spliced from 9 exons.
UUUGUCAACAUGAGCAGCGGCAGACCGGAGGAUGCGUUAGGAGGUCGUUUAUCUCUCCCGGUGUUUCUCGGUCUGCCCGGUGGCUGAGCUCGCCUCGGCCGGUGGCUCAGUGGCUCCUCGGCGCCUGAACGGGUGGAUUUCUGGAAGAAACAAGUAUAUCGAGGGCCCAGUUGGAAAGAGGGGAAGAUGUAAGAAAUGAAGACAAAUGAUUCCCUGGAGUUUAAUCGCAUGAAGUCUUCCAGCUAUGGGAGCGGUACCCAGACGGCCUACAAGCAUAGCCUCCACAGCCUGCCUAUGGGUGAAGACUAUGGGAAAAAAUCCGUCAGGACGUUCUUUGACCUGAGGCACACGGGCGUGCCUGAAAACGUGCGCUUAAAGUGCCCUCCACUGUUGUUGUUUAGUCUUCAGAGAAUCUCAAAAAACAGAGUAUUCAGCUUCUUGGUGGGCUUGAUCAUGACGUUUUUCAUCAUGGCCUCGUACAUGCUGGUGUCGGACAAGAAAGGACUUUUGUUCAUCCUGUCACACUAUCAGAUGAGAUCCGUGAACGUUGGAACCGGCAACGGGUCAACAGAAGCCUUCGCUGAAAGUACUGUUUUGGACAUGAAAGGUCUGGUGGAACUCAUUAACUCCAAGCAGGAAUACCCACCGAGGAAAGUUCCUGAAGAGGAGGACGUCAUUGAGACUGACCCUCAUCUGUUCUCGGUAAUUCCUCGUCAUUUCCUGCCUGGCAUUAAGAGCCCUUGCUGGUACGAGGAGUACCCAGCCGAACCCAACUCUGAUCCGUACGGCAGCAACCCUUUUUUUAUUCGCUUACGGAAUUUCAAGAACCUGCGUGAGCGGCUGAAGACCAACUUCCGCCAGCACCUACUCCACCGAGACGGCAAACGCCUCCGUCUGCGCUGCCUGCCGUACUUCUACAUCAUUGGCCAGCCGAAGUGCGGCACCACAGACCUGUUCCACAGGCUGCUGCUGCAUCCUGACAUCAGAUACAACGGCAUUAAGGAGCCGCACUGGUGGACCCGCAAACGCUUUGGUUAUAAACACAACAAAGACGGUUCGGAGGAAAAAUACAGAGUGGAAGAUUACCUGGACCUGUUUGACCUGACGGCCCAAAAGAUCCAGGAAGGUCUGAGUGGAAACUCAUCUGGAGACCGCCGCGAGCUCCAGAGCAUAACAGGUGAUGGCAGCGCCUCCACCAUGUGGGACAACCAGUUCUGGAGCAUUGUGGACAGAGACAGGCAGGAGGCCGAGCCCCGCUUCCUGGUCCAGGACUUCAUCCACACUCUGGACCCCACUGCCAGGAUCAUCGUCAUCCUCCGAGACCCAGCAGAGAGGCUUUACUCUGACUACUUGUACUUUCGAUCCACCAAUAAGUCUGCCAAAGCCUUCCACCAGAGUGUUGUGAAGUCCGUGCAGUUGUUUCAGUCCUGUCUCUCUGAGAAGUCGCUUCGCUCCUGCGCCUACGACGGCAGCCUUUACCUCGCCAUGCCGGUUAGACUCCAUCUGGGAUUGUACGUGGUCUUCCUGCUGGACUGGCUGACAGUUUUCCACAGGGAGCAGAUCCUUGUUCUUCAGCUGGAGGACUAUGCAGCCAACGUCAAAGUUACAAUCAAAAAAGUGUUUGAUUUCCUGAAUUUAGGCCCUUUUCCGGAGCAGGUGGAAACGGCACUGACCCAACUCCCCACGUGCAACACCCGGCGGACGGCCGACAAAAAUCUAGGUCCCAUGCUUCCAGCGACCAAAGACCUUCUCAGGGAAUUUUAUCAACCUUUCAACCAAAAGCUGGCCGGUGUGCUGAACGAUAAUGCUUUCCUCUGGAGCCACACUUGAAGGAGCGUGGAUGUGGAGAAAAUGUGAAAAGACGUUAAAAAAAAAAA